AUGGUAACGAUUGUUGACGAUCUAGAUUCUUUGAGUUUGCAAGAGCCUAUAUUUAAGGAUGUUAAAUAUUACCUCUCUGGCGAUGUCUCUGAAAGGAUUAUGCUCUUGCUGCAGUCAGGUGGAGCAGAAAAUACGAAAUAUUUUUCGGACUAUGUCACACAUUUAAUUUGUGGACAAAAUGCCGCUGAUACAGACCUUGACGACGCACAGGAUAUCUAUCAGAUUCCCGCUGUAACCGAGAGCUGGGUUCUCGCUUGCGCCCGUUUGAAAAAGUUGGCCAAUCCGAAGCCAUAUACCCCAAACAAGAAUAAGAUAUUUUCGAAUGUUGUUGCAUGUAUAUCGAAACCACCACCAAAAUCAAUGGAUCGUAUAAGUGCUAUUACAGGUUUUGACUUCGAGGAAGGAAUAGCAAAGAAUGAAGUCCCUACUCAAAAUAUGACUGAGAAUAAAGAUGACAGUACACAAGCACUUCUGGACAAAUUAAAACAAAGGAUGCCAUGGAAUCAUCCCCCAUCAUCAGCUAACACUUCCACAGUGGCAACCUCAGCUAUACAGCAGCAUAUUCAGACCAAUCAACACCAUAUUCAACAAAAUCAGAACAUGAACCAAUCACCAAACACAUCUAUGAGCUCUGCACAGCAGCAAAUAGAGAACAUCAGUCAAAUGUUAAGCCAAAGUGCCAAUAAUCUACAGCAAGCCCAAUUAAACCAACAGAACUUAGCAAUGAAGCAAAGUUUAACACUAAGCCAGCAAAGUGCGGUUCAAAAUAUUGCCCAACAAUUGGCCCAGUCCACACAGAAUUUGCAGCAGAGUCUACAGAACGCUAAACUAAAUCAAAACCUAGGACAGUCUCAAGUUAUAAAUCAACAGCAAUUGAUAAACACGGGACAGCAGCUAUCAGCCCAAAACCAGAACUUAAUCCAACAGCAAACUGUUCAAUCAUUAGGCAACCAGCAACAGAAUAUAAACAUGAGUGUUGUGAACCAGCAGGGUCUUGUGACCUCAUCACAAGGUCAAGGUAACCAGGGUGUCCAGCUUAAUCAGCUUGUUGGCAAUACUGGACAACAAAAUGUUAUAAGCCAACAGAUACAAUCUGUCCAGCAGGGUCUGUCAAGCCAGCAGUCUGGUACUGUCCCAGUGCAGGGAGCAUGGAGGCAACAAAACAUACAGAUGGUCCAGAAUGUGCAGGGACAGCAUCAAAUCAUUAGAAAUCCUUUGGUGCAGACUCGAAAUCCCCAAAACCAAGUUAUAUUACAACAGAAGAUAAUGCAGACCCAACAACAGGCUUUAAUAAACAACCAGCAGGCACAACUUAGCCCGCAGCACACAAUUCAGCAAGCUUCUCAGCAAAUCUUACAACAGUCUAUUGGUUCUCAAGGGCAGACCAUAAGUCAGACUCAUCAUCAAAUAUUGGUGCAAAAACAGCAGUUGCUGAAUGGUGCUGGACAACAACAACUGGUGCAAGCCCCGCAACAGGUGUUGAUUAAUCAGCACACAGGGCAACAGCAGAUAUUGGUGCAUGGCAAUCAACAGGUCACAUUGCAAGGUGGACAGCAGAUUGUCUCCCAAAGCCAGAUUGUGCAUCAGGGCGGCCAGAUUGUGAAUCAAGGGGGGCAGCAAAUUAUCACGCAGGGUGGUCAGCAGGUCCUGUCUCAGGGUGGCCAACAUGUGAUCACACAAGGCCAACAGCACCAGGUGGUAAUAGCUCAAUCGUCUCAACAACUUGUGACCCAACAGGGGCAACAAAUCAUUGGGCAAAAUGUUGGACAAGGGCAACAGGUUUUAUCACAGGUGCCACAAUCACCGCAACCAGGGUCCCAGCUGACUGCAGGUGGCAGCAUCCAGCAAAUUAUAACACAUAGCGGAGGUCAACAGAUUGUUUCUCCUGGAGGCCAGCAAAUAGUCCAAGGCGGACAGUGGCAGCAGCAACAGUAUCUGCAAAGACAACAGAUAGGCCAACCAGGUGCUGUUGGACCGAGGGUGUCAUGGACCGCUGGCGGAGGUGGAAGGCAACUGAUCCACUUGGAUGCCCAAACACACGCACAACUGCAACAGAUGGAUCCGAAACAGAGAGCUAUGUUUGUCGCUCAACUACAGAAGAGGAGACAAUUGUCCAUACAAAGGGCUGCGGCACUAGCACAACAACAGCAACCGGGGGCAGUCGCCGGUGCGGGUGCUCCGCCCUCGCCGGCCCCCCAAAGCGUCACCUUCAUCAGGAGCCAGCUGCCUAGCGGUCUCACUCAACAGCAACAGGUGCAAUGGCUGCAGCAGCAAGGAGCUCGUGCGUCCACCAUUCCCGCCCCGGCGCCAGUACAGCCCCCACAGUCGCCCGUAGGCGGGGCCCCGGUGGCGAGCCCGGUGGGUGCCGGCGGCAGCGGCGGUGCAGCUGUAGAGAACCAGCUGCAGCAGUUGCAGAGGCAGCAGCAGUACCAGCGCUUGCAGCAGCUGCAGGCGCAGAGAGAGCACGUGGCGCACCACCACGCCGCCGUCAAGCAGGUGGUUCCCGGCGUAGCGCAGCACGUUGUGGGCGCGGCCACGUUGACCGAGCAACCGGUAGAUGGCGCGCUAAUCAGCCCCGCAUCGGACCAGCAACAAGGCGCCGCCGGGAACACGCUGCUGGUGAACCCGAAGACGAAGACUGCGCUCGCGAACAUGCUGAGCAUCCGCCUUCAAGGCGGCGCAGCCCCGCCGGACCACGAGCCUUCGGCUGCCGGGACCCUAAGGCUGAUGACGGCGGCGCACGCGGCCGCCGGCGGGGUGCGGGCGCCGACCAGGCUACUGCUCGGCCCCGCCCACCACCCGCACCAGGUGCCCGCGCCCGCCGGCGGGCCGGGCGUGGGCGUGGGUGUGGGCAACAAGGUGUACGCGAACAGCGUGGGCGUGGGCGUGGCUGGCGGCGUGGGCGUGGGCGCGGCGGGCGGCGUGAGGGCGGUGCCGCCGCGCGCCCAGUUCUACGGCCACAACCCCAACCUCAAGCUGCCGCCGGACCUCUUCCUGCUGGGCUGCGUCUUCCACAUUGUGGAGUAUCAGCAGUCGUUCGGGGCGGAGCGGGUCGCGAAGUGGACGGAGGCGAUCCAGAGGCGCGGUGGCGAAGUGGAGCCCAGCUACUGCGCCCGCGUCACCCACGUACUGUGCGAAACGCAGCGUCACGGCGUCGUCAUGCAGGCGCUGCGCGACGCGAAGCGCUGCGUGACCGCGUACUGGCUGUCGGACGCGAUGGAGCGGCGCGGCGUGGCGCCGCCGUGGCAGGCGCUGCACCUGCCCGCCAUGCACGCGCCGCGCGACCGCCCCGCGCGCCACCACCGCGCCGCGCUCUCCGGCUGGCGGCGCGACGAGCGGCGCCGGCUCGCCUGCUGCCUCGACCUCGUCGGCGCCAAGCUGACGCCGUACAUGUCGCGCGACAACACGGUGCUGGUGUGCAAGCGCGCGGAGGGCGCCAAGUACCGGCGGGCGCGCGACUGGGGCGUGCCCGUGGUCAGCGCCGCCUGGGUCACCGACCUGCUGCUGGGCAACAUGAGCGCCCUCUCACAGGUGCCCCGCCCCGCUUACCUACUCAUGCCCGGUCCCCAUAUUCAACGAACGCCCAUUGAGAAUGCCAAGUAUCAACAGUUUAACUUGGCCAGCCCGUUUCGAAUUGACUACAAUCUUGUGUCACAUUUGAUGAACGCGUGGAAGAUGCCGAUCAACAUAACGCAGGAGUCGCACGAGCGAGCGAAGCGGGGCGCCGCGGCGGCGGGGGGCGGGCGGCGCGCCAAGCGGCCGAGGCUUGAGGCGCCCGAGGGGGCGGGGGCGGGGCAGGGGGCAGGGGCGGGGGCGCCCGGCGUGCCCCCCCCUCAGCCGCCGCCGCUGCACCUGGCGCCGCGCGUGCUCUUCUCGGCCGUGCCGCCGCAAGACCAGCCGCGCCUCGCCGCCGUCGUCCGGCAACUCGGCGGUCUCGUGGUGACAUCGGCGGCGGAGGCGACCCACCUGAUAAUGGAGAAGCUCGUGCGCACGUGCAAGCUGGUCAGCUGCCUCAUCACCGUCAAGCACCUCCUCUCGCCCGAGUGGGUACUGGAGAGCCAGCGGCUGAACAAGUUCGCGGACGAAGCGAAGUUCGGCCUCCGCGACGAGACGUUCAACGGCACGUUCAAAUGCGACGUCUCCGAAGUGCUGCUGUGCGGCGAGCAGAGGAAGAAGCUCUUCGAGGGUGUCACCUUCUUCCUCACGCCGUGCGUCAAGCCCGGCCGCGCCGCCCUCACGGAGAUGAUCGAGCUGUGUGGCGGCAAAGUGGAGAAGAACCGCCGCUCGUACGUCUCCAUACAGGAGAUGCACGCGCAGCGGCCGUACAGCUACCUGGUGCUCACCGUGCCCAACGACCUUCACCUGGUCUACUAUCUGCUCCAGUCGGAGAAGACCCUGAACGUAGUCUGCAGCACUGAGGUGGUACUCUCCGCGAUAAUGCGACAGAAGCUCGAGAUCGAGGAGUUCCUCGUGAAAAUCGAU
This is a messenger RNA of Iphiclides podalirius (scarce swallowtail), 4482 nucleotides long. The record is from the annotation of a GenBank genome assembly. NCBI's taxonomy places the organism in Eukaryota, Metazoa, Arthropoda, Insecta, Lepidoptera, Papilionidae.